ACGGAGAGAGAGAGGAUCAUCUUUGUUACGUUGGCUAAUCUGCUGGUUUUCACAAUACUUUCAGGUCGUUCGGGCUCAAAGAACGUCUUUUGUACUUUACGUUCACCCCGAAAUACGGAAGUACGUUGGCUCGUCCGCAGGUAGCCUCCUUGGGUUCACCCCGUCCUGUCAGACUCGGACAUUUCGGCUGCCGAUACCGAGCUGAGCUAUGUCAACCGUGGACGAGGUCUUUGACAGUUGGGAGGACAUCGAGGAAUCUGGGGUCCUGGAUAAAAAGUUAAAUAACCUCCAGUUGCACGCCUUGGAAGGACUGGAGGAAGUGAAGGCACCUAGGUUGUCGACGAAUCAUAAUCCCGAGACGAGGAUGAUUAUUCUGGGAGAAGAUGCCGUCCGGUCCCAGUACGUACCACCAAAGCCAACCGUUAAAAUCCUAAAGAGACCGACAAGAGAUUCUCAAGGUAGUGGCGACGGUCCUUUAAUGAACGGAGAUAGUAAACCUAAGCAACCGAUAAAGUCUCUGAAGCAGAGAGAACAGGAGUACGCAGAGGCAAGGAAAAGAAUCCUAGGAGAAGAGAGGAGUCCGGAGGAGAGGCCGGUCCAGGAGGUGAGCAAGGUGCAAUCGAAGGCAGCAGUUUCCGGAAGCAGUAGUAGUAGUAGUCUGCCUAUCAACGUAGUUCGCAUGCCCAUCGGACCGGACGGUACCCGAGGAUUCAACGUACGUAGGUAGCGCGCCAGUCAGGGACUUUCCCUCAUUACCCAUCUUUUACCUCUCCUCCUUGCUUCCUGUUACGGAGAGGAGGAGAGGCGGCUAUGAGGCCGACGGGAGUGACGAGCUUUGCGCUACUUAACAACCGGGAACUGUCUCCAACUGGCACUGCGCCCCGAGAGAAGGAAGGCUCGAUCCAUCGAGAAUAUUCGAGGCCGAGAACUAAGGCGCUUCCAGCAUCCAAUCGACUGGAUUCGCGUAAAGGUACCAUUUCAUUAGCGUCUACUUGACGCUGGAAACGAGUGUUACGUGACCAUCAUCUCGCUGACGCCUCAUGAAAAGGGAUCGUAGUGUCAAUAUCGAUCUGAUGCUUGAUGUUCGUUUAAAUGAUCAUUGGAAAGUCUGGUAGCAAAUAUCACUAGAAGUUAAUACGUUUUAACGUCUGGUUGACGCAAAUUAAUUAGCAGUCUUAAAGGUACCAUUCCAUUAGCAUGUACUUGACGCUGGAAACGAGUGUUGCGUAAUCACCAUCUCGCUGACGUCCCAUGAAAUAGCUCUGUAGCGUCGAUACCGGCGUGAUGCUUGAUGUUCGUUUAAAUGAACAUCAAAAAGUCUGGCAGCGAAAAGAGGUUAUGUUGAUACCAGUCUGUCACGCGAUGUUCGUUGAAACGAACUUUUAAAUUUCGGACGCUAAAAAGUCUUACAGUAAAUGUUACUUUCUAGUUAUCACGUUCAAGUGUCCGUUUGACGCAAAUGAAUUGGCACCUUGAAAGAAUCAACGCGUACAUGGAUAAUGGCUUACCAUUGGUUGCGACGGUGCACUCUAAAUGUGGUUUAUCAUG
Messenger RNA from Orussus abietinus, 1548 nucleotides. RefSeq names its product SUZ domain-containing protein 1. The record is from RefSeq and is a predicted model, not a curated record. The coding region runs from base 209 to 727 and encodes 172 amino acids. The transcript has 4 exons. NCBI's taxonomy places the organism in Eukaryota, Metazoa, Arthropoda, Insecta, Hymenoptera, Orussidae.